Canis lupus familiaris (dog) is the source of this 17461-nucleotide messenger RNA. It is a transcript of the gene LPP, whose product is annotated as LIM domain containing preferred translocation partner in lipoma. Bases 363 to 2438 code for a protein of 691 amino acids. Gene Ontology annotation, cellular component: focal adhesion; stress fiber. The transcript is spliced from 13 exons. Gene Ontology annotation, biological process: cell-cell adhesion. The record is from RefSeq and is a predicted model, not a curated record. Lineage: Eukaryota; Metazoa; Chordata; Mammalia; Carnivora; Canidae.
GAGAUCUGAGAUCUCCAUUCCGAGGACCUGUCCCUGUGUGUCCUAAGCACUGGCUGUAUACUGGGGUCUUGCUCAGGGCCAUCUGUGUACAUGUUUUUUGCUCAAUAGAUGCCUGAUGAAUUUAAGUGACUAGACAUUAAACUGGAAUUGGAUCUGCCCACCUGCUCUUAAGAAAUUCAACUCUGCAAACGAUAUAUUCCACAACUACAAAAGAAGGUGACAGCCAAAGCAGAUGAAGCCGCCCUUAUAAGGGUAGGAAGAAUUCAGUAAGACUACUGGCUCAACACUGGCAUUGUAGUUUGCUGAAUCUUACGUCCACUGACCAUUCCAGGAGCUAUCUAUCUGAGUUCCAGAUUCCAACGAUGUCUCACCCAUCUUGGCUGCCACCCAAAAGCACCGGUGAACCCCUUGGCCAUGUGCCUGCUCGGAUGGAGACCACCCAUGCCUUUGGGACCCCCAGCAUUUCGGUGUCCACACAGCAACCACCCAAGAAGUUUGCACCAGUAGUUGCUCCAAAGCCCAAGUACAACCCAUACAAGCAGCCUGGUGGUGAAGGUGAUUUUCUGCCGCCCCCCCCUCCACCUCUAGAUGAUCCUGGUGCUCUUCCAUCCAGCCCUGGAAACUUCCCUCCUCCACCACCUCUUGAUGAAGGUACUUUCAGGGCACAGCAGGGAAACCCUGGAGGCAAGACCCUCGAAGAGAGACGUUCUAGCCUGGAUGCUGAGAUAGACUCACUGACCAGCAUCUUAGCAGACCUUGAGUGCAGCUCCCCCUACAAGCCUCGGCCCCCACAGGGCUCUACUAGUUCGACAGCCUCUCCUCCAGUCUCCACCCCUGUCACAGGACACAAAAGAAUGGUUAUACCAAACCAACCCCCUCUAACAGCAACCAAAAAGUCUACCUUGAAACCCCAGCCUGCACCCCAGGCUGGACCCAUCCCCGUGGCACCGAUUGGAACACUAAAGCCCCAGCCUCCACCGGUCCCUGCCUCCUAUACAACGGCGUCCACCCCUUCAAGGCCUACCUUUAAUGUACAAGUGAAGUCAGCUCAGCCCAGCUCUCUUUACAUGGCUGCUCCUUCAUCAGGACAAUUUUAUGGCACAGGCCCAGGACCCCAGGGCUAUAACACUCAGCCAGUUUCUAUCUCUGGGCAGUGCCCACCUCCUUCCACACGGGGGGGCAUGGAUUAUGCCUAUAUGCCACCGCCAGGACUUCAGCCUGAGCCUGGGUAUGGGUAUGCCCCCAACCAAGGUCGUUACUAUGAAGCCUCUUGCCCAGCAGGGCCUGGCUAUGGGGGCAAAAAUGACUCUGAUCCGCCUUAUGGUCAACAAGGUCACCCAAAUACCUGGAAGCGAGAACAAGGGUAUCCUCCUUUUGGAACAGGAAACCAGAACCCGGCUGGGAUGUAUCCAGUUGCUGGUCCCAAGAAGACCUAUAUCACAGAUCCAGUUUCAGCACCCUGUGCAUCACCACUGCAGCAAAAGGGUGGACAAACAGGGUCCAUGGGGCCUCCAGCUGUUCCCCCAUCAUUCCGCCCUGAAGAUGAGCUUGAACACCUGACCAAGAAGAUGCUGUAUGAUAUGGAAAAUCCACCUGCUGAUGAAUACUUUGGCCGCUGUGCUCGCUGUGGAGAAAAUGUGGUUGGGGAAGGGACAGGAUGCACUGCCAUGGAUCAGGUCUUCCAUGUGGAUUGUUUCACCUGCAUCAUCUGCAACAACAAGCUCCGGGGACAGCCCUUCUAUGCGGUGGAGAAGAAAGCUUACUGCGAGCCCUGCUACAUCAAUACCCUGGAGCAGUGCAGUGUGUGCUCUAAGCCCAUCAUGGAGCGGAUUCUGCGAGCCACCGGGAAGGCCUAUCAUCCUCACUGCUUUACCUGUGUGAUGUGCCACCGCAGCCUUGAUGGGAUCCCGUUCACCGUGGAUGCUGGUGGCCUCAUUCAUUGCAUUGAGGACUUCCACAAGGCCUGGAAGCACUCUAGGAGCCGAAAAGCAGAGUCUAAGAGCAGAAACCAAACAAGACCAAAUCAAGCAAAAGAAACAAGAAAUUUGCUCCCCGAUGUUCUGUGUGCAAGGAGCCUAUCAUGCCAGCCCCAGGCCAGGAGGAGACUGUCCGGAUUGUGGCUCUGGAUCGUGAUUUCCAUGUUCACUGCUACCGGUGUGAGGAUUGUGGCGGUCUCCUGUCCGAAGGAGAUAACCAAGGCUGCUACCCUCUGGACGGACACAUCCUCUGCAAGACCUGCAACUCUGCCCGCAUCAGGGUGCUCACCGCCAAAGCCAGCACCGACCUUUAAAUACGGUCGCCUGCUUAGCUGGUUAGUUGGUGGCGCUGAGAAGAAGGAAACACAAGAAAAAGAUAAGAAAAGAAAUGGGAAAAUACAGGAAAGGCAAUCAAGCCGUGGGAUAGUCUCUGUUCUUCCUCUAAUAUUAACCUUUCUUUAGAAGCACAUAGAUGAUGAGAUUUUUUUUUUCUUGUAAGUUCUCACCAAAUACACAUUUCACAUUUAAUCAUGCAGGACCUCGAUGGGCCUUUGUUCCCCAGGACUUCCACAUUUUUGCACGGAUUAUACUCCAUCCCAUUCACUUCUGCAUUCCUUUAACUUUUAAUCCCUGUGUUUGUCUCACUUUUCAUCUGGUUGAAUGGCUUUUUUUAGCGUGGUAUUUGCUGUCGCACAGUUUUUCCUGGGUGAGUCGGCCGACUCACAGGUGCUUUGAGGCUUGAAGGUCCCAUCCUAUCAGCUCCCCGUGGCCUGGGAUCAGAAAGGAUAGCCAUUCUUUCUCUGUGUUUUGAAAAGCACAUCUUGUUGCUCUAAACUAGCCAUGCCCCUUGAGGGGUUGGUGGGGGGAAGGUGUGCCACGUGUGUUAAGCUACAAAGAAUUUAAGCUGUAAAUUACAUAGGUUAAAACAAGCCCCAAUUUAAUUUGCAACCUAAUUUGAUUGGAAAUUCAAAAUCUCUAGUGACCAGUGGUCAGGGCUCAUUUGUAAACAGAUAUUGGUGAGAGAGAGCCAAAAUUCACUUUUUUUUUUUCUAAAGGAAUUACCAGUGGGACACGCUGGGAAAAAAAAGCAUUUGGGGGGUAUUUUGAAAAUCCUAUUAAUAUCCCACAACACCAUCUUCAGAAUUUCCUUUUCCAUGCCACCUAGGUAAUAAUACAGACAAACUUUGUUUUCUCUGGAACGUAACAUUUCCAAUACUGUCCCACUUUUCAUCUCCGAAAUACUGCCAUUUUUUUUUUUUUUAAUAAUAUCCAAACACAACCACCAAAGUUGAGUUUUCUCUGGAGGAAGAUGGUUGUAAAGAACUGUUCUUAUUCUUUUUUUUUUUUUUUUUUUUUUGUCCCCCAGGCCCAGGUCCUUUUUGCCUGACAACUGCAAAUCAGAGCACACAAAAUAAAAUUGUGUAGUUUUGUUUAGUUUACUUUAAAAAGACAGGAAAGCUUGAAAAAAAUGUGAAACCAUUUCAUUACUACCGUAAUCCUGCCGCAACUCAAAUUGCAUAUCGUGGGGAGAUGUUGUCCUAUCAUGGAUGUGACAUUUACACCACACUUUCAAAGACAAUCGCUGAAAAAAAAAUUGCUUUUUUUCUGAGCUAAAAAUAUGCAGAGUCUCUGCCUGGAAUCUUUAUUCAAACUCUUACUGGGCAUUGAAACACUUGCUUGCCAACUACAGAACCAUUCUAGUGGGUUCUGACUUGUUUCUUUUAAAGAGAGACACCCAUCUUUGUAACGGCAGGUUGCCAUUUUGUAAACUAAUCAAAUAUUUUGGAUUGAGAUUUCUUAAACGUUUCUUCAAAUCUUCCACAAGUAUAUACUUUUAAAUUAUGAAGUAUUUUAAAUAGACACAAAAUAUAAAUAAUAAUAUAAUGAAUCCCUGUAUACAUAACACCCAGUUUAAGAAAUCAAAUAUAACAAGUAGAGUUACAUUCCCUUAGGCGCCCUUCCCUGAGUCCACAAAUACCUUUUUCAUGAUUAUAAAGUGAUAAAGUCGAUUUUCUCUUCUGACAUUUACUUUAAUUUUUUAUUUUAAAGCUCAGAACAGAAAUGAAAAGUUAUUUGUGCAUGUUUUGAUUUAUACCCCAUGCCUCAGGAACGCCAAUUACAUUUAUUUUACUUUAGCAGAAAUGAUUGUAAAAAUGGUUCUGUUUUCUUUUCUUUUUCUUUUUCUUUUUUUUUUUUUCAACAAGAACUUCUUAAGCCUAUGGUCACUAGUUCAUCUAAGUUAAUUUGUGGCUCUUUUGCCUUGGUCACCCAAAGUGACUGCCAAAGUUACAGCUUUGCAAAGUUUUCUUGGAAAACUUUGUUUUUUUCCCCUUACUUUGCUACUCUUAUCAUUGGUCUUAUAUUUUUCUUAAUGUGAAAUACAAUGGGAUUCAUUUUGGGCAGCAUGUGAAUUUUUGGAUACAAUAGUGAAACUUACUUCUGAAUUUCUGUCCUCCAAAUCCAAGAUCAGACAUGCUGAUUACCUCAAAGAGCACUGACUUUUAGACAAUUGGAAAGAGAAUGUAAUUUGCUUGAAUGGCUUCAGCAGUUUGUUUUCUAUGAAAUACUUCGGGGGAAAUCAUGUUUAGGCCCAAAGCCCAAUUUAUUGAGAGAUGGAUUUUAUCUCUUGAAGAGCAGUCAUAUUAUUAUGAAUUUUGCUAAAAGAGGAAAAUGUAUGAAAUAUUUAUACUAUAAAAAUGCAAUGACAUUCUACUUGUUUGUUACAUUUAAGUCCUUGUGUAACUAAAUGUUUACAAGCCAAAACAUUUUAAAGAGAAAGUUAUAAGAAAAUGCUGUCACAUACCCAUCACUGUGGCAUUGCCAGAAUAUUGCUUGCUUUCAAUCUUUAUAGUACAUUUUUAUCACAUAACCUCAGAGUAUCUUUACCAAAGAGUUUUAAAAUAAAUCUCUUUUUAAUAUAGACUUAUUAUACUUUUAUAAUAAUGAAUGUGCACACACACAUAUGCAGAAAUAUCUAGAUUUAGAUUUCUUUUCUUUCACAAGGUAUAAUAAGGAAAGGAUCCUACAUAUUUUAGUCCAGGAUUUCUUAAGUAUAUGAUUUAUAUUGCUUUCUUGUCUUUUCUAUUAAUCAUUUGGUUGAAACAAUGCCAAAUCACUCUUUACUCUUUUAGUUAUGUGAAAUUUUGCCUAUAACAGAGACAGAAAGAUGAUAUGACCUUAACAAUUAUAAUUCUUUUGUCUUUGAGUAUAUUGUCUUGAUUAUUAUUUAAAUUCAUAAAUAAUAGAAAAAUCAGAGUUUAUAAAAGAAAGUUUGUUAAAAUAUACAGGCUUUAAAAAAUUGUCAAGAACAUAAAUAUUUGGUAAUUCUGUGUAAUGAGAGACACGGAAAAGGAAAAAAACCCCACUAUGUCAUGGGCUCUGCACAUGGUUUCAAAAUCAAAUUUCUUCACUAUCAGGAUCCCUAGCUCACACUGACUCAAUGUGGAGUCUUAUUUGCAAGCAAAAUUGCAUUUAACUCAAAUAGCAUUAAACUCAAAACUAAGUCAUGUGUCCCAACAUAGGACAUCAAGGCUUUGAGAUGCUGGACAUCUCUGCAGCUCAAAGAUGUGGGUUCUUUUUCCUGUCGUUGAUAAAUGGUUUUUGUAGGGGCAACUUCUCAAAUCAAAAUUAUGUCAUUGGCUGUAUGCUGACUAAUGCAGCAGUUAACACUAACGCUGUUUUCUCGCCACACAAGAUUCUGCAAAGAUGUUUAUGGUGAUGUUUAAAGUAUAUAAAACUCUAACUACAUUUAAACAAGUGUUUUUAUUUGGGUUCAGAGGAAGAAAGAGAGCACUUUUACAAUGGGGCUCUAGAAGAGGGUUUAUUGAAUAUAGACAGGACUCUAAAAAACACAACUUAACAACAGUUUUCCUAGUUAGUAAAAACCCUAUUAAUGUGAACCAGCCAUGAAUAACAGUGUUAUUUCUAUUUGAUAUGGUUUGGGCUUCUCUUGUCAAAUCUGUGCCGGCUGCCCCCUGAUCCCUCCAUCAUCAAGUUUUGAAGGGUGUCGGGGAAAUUAUGGCAGCUGCUAGGGAGAUCAGGGAAACACUGGUGUGACCUCCCAGCCUCUCACCACUCCUCUUGGCUUGGAAAGGCUUCUUUUUCUCAUAGACAUUUCUAGAAAUAUUGCCAUUCUACCUUAGUAUUUCACAUUUGUAGUUUAAACAAGUGAUUGUCCAUCUGUUGCCUAGAGCUGCAGUACAUGUGUGUUAUGAAUGAAAUAUGACAGCAUGUUCCAUACCCUGCUUUAGCCAUCUGUAGGAAACCAGUAGGCUGAAAAAGAUGUACCUCUGCAAAAUGUGCCUGAAGUCCCUUUCUUGAGAUCGCUCUCUCAGUGCACUUUUGUGGGAGACAAUCAGAGAGCAACAUGUAUGUGUGCCUUAUGUGUAAAGAAUCUCUACACUACUACGAAUACUCCAGUGGAGAGUCCAUAACAUUAGCAAUCAUCUCCCAAAUUUCCAAGAUCCACUCAUCAAAAAAGAAAACAAAAUCCAGAUAAAUGUAAACUCUUUUAUCUUAAUGUAUUCUAAUAGUGUUUCUUUUCUCCUUGUCUCUCGGAGAAGUACCUUAUGGAUUCCUGAAUUAAGAGAACACUUUUAUGCCAGAAGGUGGUGUUUCAGAUGUUUAGUGAUUAUCUUUGGUCUUACUCUGAUCUUAGUCAGAUAAUGAAGGCAGACUUCAGUAUGAGCCUUUACCACCAUUCAGCACAUAUUACUUUUAGUAAUUGUCAUAGCUUUUUGGCUUGUCUGUGGUCUUAAUUUAAUAGUGGACAGAACCAGUUGGGAGCAGGAUUGAGUUCUGAGUCAUUGUGGUACGUACAACCGUGGACAUUUCAGGUUGUUAUUCAUGUGACAGAUAGCUAGAAUGAAACUCUUCUCAAGAGGCUGUUGUUUGGGGUAGCUUAUUCAAACCUUAAAAAAAAUUAUCUGAUUAAAGCUCCGUGAUUUGGUGAGAAUUCUUCCUCUUUUCCUCUUUGCCUCUUUUUCUCCUUCCUUCCCUUUUCAUUCCUGCCCUCCUUUCUUACAUUCUGUCCUUCUUUUCAUCCUACCUAUUAAUGAUAUUGUGGCUUGGAUUUUUCACAAGUAAAUUAUAUCAGUGCAUUCUGAUCUUUAUGGAAUUAUGAUCACAUUAAGGGAAGAAGACGACUACCGUCAAAUAUAUAUGGCAUCCAUAAACCCUUCCUUUUAAAAAGGGCAUAUUUUCCAGAUUGUAUUUAUUCAUAAAGCGAGAUGAGAUAAUAGAGUCUUUCAGUUUUAUUUUAAUGAGUUUUCAUCAGGGACUCAGAUCAUAGAGUUCUUGGCAAAUUCACUUAUGACUGCCCUACUUUUCUCAGCUAUAUGCAAAGUGAUCUUUCUAAGAUUAGGUUAAGAAUUUUUUUUUUAAAGUCCGAAGCAUUCUGACCGACAAAACAAUCAUAUUUUUAAGUGGUGUGGCAUGUUAUUUUAUUCCUAAUGAAACUUGGUAAUUUUCCUGCUGGCAAGGAAAAACUAUCAUCCUUCUGGAAUUUUUACACAUAUCAGCAUUUUGCCUAUGAGCAUAAUAUUAAAUCCUAAUAGUCGGAUCACAGUAUUUAACAAGGGUAGGUCAGUGCCAGAGUUUUUCCUAGAUCACAGCUCACAGGCCUGUAGUAUGUUUAUAAAAAGCAAAAAAAGCAACCUGAGAAGAACAAGUCUGGAUCUCUCAGUAAAGCAUCUUGUUAAAAUUCAGCUUUGAGAUUCUUUUGAACUCUGGCUAGUACUGAUAAAAAUAUGCCCUCUGUGUCCAUUUCUUUUUAAUUUGUUUGGAAAAAGCUUAUAAUUCUAGGGAUGUAUUUCUACUUUGCGUCUCUGCUCUCACUUCUACUUUCUUUAAGUUUUCACAGGAUUUACAUUGACUUUCCUUUUUGAAAGGGUCAUGUGUGAGGAAAGCAAAACAUAUUUAAUAUAUAGUUAAUUCAAUACGUAAGUGAAUUAGCCAAGUCUCGGUAGCUAUGUUGUUUUGAUACAGAAACAGAGUUUUGUUUGGUUUUGGUUUUUGUUCGUUUGUUUGUUUGUUUGUUUGUUUGUUUGUUUUUAACCUGUCUCCACGUAGAGUGGGAUUCAGAAGACAAAGGAGGGAUUUAAGAAAAGGGACAGUCUACAAUUAAAAUGAUGGCCAGAGAGUUUUUGUAAAGUAUAACUCUGAAAACAUUGGAGGGGUUUUAGGGAUCAGCAAUUGUAGUUGUUUGAACAAGUAAAAUAUUUAUGCUUCCAAGUUUACUAUGUAUUGAAAAAUCACUAUAGAUAACAAUAUUUGUUUCCCUUGUCAGAAAAAAGUGAAAUGACAGCAGCUGCUAGGCCCCACGACAUGGAUCAGAGCUACUCCAGAACUUUAUAAUGCAUGUCCUUUCAUCCCCUCCAAGAGAGGGGCAUAGCUCAUGCUCAGCCUGAAAGAUGGUGAUACAUAUUCUUGGGCACACCGCACUGCACCCUAAGCAUCUCUGAAGGUUAGAGGUUUCUGCUUUCACUCAUGAAAGGUUUUAUCCCUUUCCAGUACUUGCCUGAUGAUGACAGUAAGUAGAAGCUUUUAGAUCUGUGGUUCUCUUGUUGAAACCCAAUCAUCCACUAAUCUGUAAUGCCAUCCCUAAACAUCCAAAUUAUAACUUAUUUAGACUAGUUUUCUCUUUUUUAGUUGCAAACACAGAAAAUUAACUUUAUCUUACUAACUUUAAAAGAAAGAAAUAUAAAAUGGCCUAUCUUCCUUUAAAAGGACACUUAUUCCUUUCUCUAUUUUACUUUUCUGCCCCUUGUACAAAAAAGUUAUAGACACUAUUUAGUUAUCCAACAGGCAUGUGUGGCUUAUUUUGUGGAAAGUAUGGAAGAUGCAUUUUUGUUAAAUUCAUGAACAUUUCCCCUUAAAAUCACAUAAAAAAAAUUACUAAAAUCUUUGGUCUUUGUUUCUGAUUGUUACUUAAUUUAUCCACAGUCUAACCACACUAAUACAUAUCUCUAUUUCCAAGCCUUUGUUAUAAACAAAAAUUAAUAUUCUGCAAAUAAAAAGUUAUACAUACUAGAGAGAGGAGAAAACCUAUAGCUAAUUCUUUUGUAAUAAUUUAAGAUACUGGCAUUAAUCUUUCCUUACAAUACACCUUUUUAAAUUUUUCCAAGCUACUCAUUAACUUAGGGGCAAGAGAAAACCUUACUCAUUUAACUCUGAUAGACAUUUAACUGACCCAAAUGGCAGCCUUAUUAAACAACCCAUAUAAUGGAUUCAGUCAACCUGUCACUGACCAUAGCUUCUAGUUCACUUCUAAACACCAGAAGUAGAAUGAUUUACCAAGAAUAAGACAGAUGUUGCUAUAUCGUCUUGUGUUCUACACUAGCAUUGAGGGUUAUAGCUGACCCCUGACAUCCUUUGGUGGUGUUGCCAGACAAACAUAGAAUCAUGGGCCUUUUAAGAAUCGGAAUCUCUUCUGUUAUUUUGCUACCAAGUCACCAUCUCAUUUCUUAGACCUGGCCAGUAUGUAGUACUGUUCCCAGCAGUCCAUUCUACUAUUAUGGCAACUCUUUUCUACAAAAGUUCUUUCUCCUGCUGCAUAUAAUUUUUUCUGCAGGGCUUUGCAAAAACGAUUCUAAUGUCUAAAUCUUUACUUCAAGAUCAGAUAUCACUAACUCUUUCAGCUCUUUCCCAUUUAUUGACAUGAUGUCAAGUCCGAUCACCCUACUGCUUCUCCUUUGAACAGUUGUAUAAAUAGUUUCUAAUUCUAUUUCACUCUACUUGAUGAGGCCUAGUAAUCACCUUGGGUCAGGCUAGGUAGAAAAACUUUGUUCUGGAGUUGAAAAGUAAAUGGACUUGAAGUCACCCAAAAGAAACUGAUAGCCAAUGUGGAAAUUUCCACCAAGGACUCAAGACUCAGGAGAGUGGAAGGCAGAUGAGGCUAGAUCUUCCAUGUGUACAAAACAGACCUUUUACUUUGUGUCCUAUUUUUGAUGUAGCCAAAAUUAAAGUCAUUCUGAAAACAAGAAGCAAGCUAACUUGUAUGCCAUCCGUGAGAUUCCCACUUCUUGGUUAAUGUUUAUAAAGUCUCUUUAAACCUACUCUUCCUUUGUCUCUGUCUUCUCAGAAAUAACACAUUUUUUUUUUUUUUUUUUUUUUUUUUGGUCCAUGUCCCCAUACUGAAUGCAGAAAAAGAGUUCUGGCUACUUUCUAGGUUUAACAUAAAUACGUACUUGCUAAUUGGUUUUGAGAUUCACUUCCAUUCUUUUGUUCUCCGAUGUUUGUACCUAGAGAUGUUACACUUUAGACCAAGCAAACAGCUUCCCUACAUGAUCAAUUAGGAACUAUUCUUAGGAGUCCGUAUUUCUCUUUAUUUUGUCUUUUUAACCUUUCUAACCUGUAAGCCUCUGUGUAUAUCCUAGAAGCUACCCUACAUGGCAGUCCAACAUCCCUUUCUCAUAUUAAUUUAAUAAUUACUAUAAUAGAAUCAGCCCCUAAGUAACUUUGAUUCAGUCCAGUUGCAAUAAGGUCAAACAGGUUCAAUGUGUACUAAGGUCGAUAGCAUUAAGAAGGGUACUGCUUUCUAGUGGCAUCAGUAGGGCUUCGUUGAGGAGGGAAACUUGGUAAGAAAUAUUGAACUGACUCAUUGAGUUAAUGUGGAAACGCUGAAGGGAGACUAUUUAAGGCACUAGAAACAACAGAAAAGCACAAGCUAUCCUUAGACCCUCUACUUUAAGUAUUAUGGAUUCUGGAAUUUCCUUAAAGGAGAAAAACUUUCCAGAUAUUCAGGGUCAAUGGGAAGGUAAAAGACAUAGAGGAAAUCUAAUUCAAUUGCUAUUUUCUAUCUUGCCUCUUUAUAAUUGGAAGAUAGGAUGACUGCCAAAAUAUAAACCAGCACAUACAUUAUGAACAGGAAGCUUUAUACCAGAUUACUCUCAGAGCAAACACAUGUGUCUUUUGAACCCUGCAAGAGAAGAAGCAAGUCAUCCUUAUUUUCCUAUGACUUUAGGUCAACAGUUGGAAAGGACCCAGCCAUCAUCUAUUCCACUUGGUGUUAAAAUUCCCUUGCCAAUUCACUGUUAAGUGACAAUCCAGACUCUGCUUAAGCAUCACCUGCAUCAACAAGCUCAUGACUUCUUCUCCCAGGUGCCACACAAAACUAAUCUUUAGUACACAGUAAAAUGUUCUUCCUCCCUUCAUUUUCCUUCCACGUAUACUUGUUUUCAUCUUGGGAACACAUUACUUUAAAAGGGAAACCUUCAUUAUUAGCUAAAGAUGACAAAAACCUUUUAAAAAAUCCUUAAAAAUGGUCUGAAGGAUUUUCUGAGGGUCAGGUUUUAGAGUUUACGAGUAUUUUGUUGUUGUUGUUGUUGUUGUUGUUAUUUUCUAACUCAAAAGACAAAGUGUUCCGAUAGUUGGUAUGUAGCUUUUUGGACUCCUCCAGUGACCAACCCAUGAACAGUCCACUCCAGUUACCUGGCCUGCUGCUAAUGACCUUGAAAUGUUGAAACCUGCCUGCCCCUGAUCUCCACUUCUAAAAAGGAAGGAAGUCAAAAGCAAAAGAGAGUAGUUCUGUCGAAAGUCUACUUCUGUCCAGUUGUUGUUUGCCAAAGGAAAUUCGUCCUUGGGGGAAGGGGUGACAUUAUGUUGUGGUCUUAGGCAGAAGUGUACAGAUUCUCUCAUCAGCACCCUGGGUUCCCAUGCACCGCCGGUAGUGCCCCUCCCCAGCUUUGAAUUAGAGAGCCCUGUCGGCAGAAUCUGUCAUCAGUCUCCCGGGCAGGACCUGGGGGUGGCUUUCUGAGCUCUAAAAUAAUAAUUCCUAAGAGAGCUUACAAACUGCUUUCACACAUGAAACAGCCCUGGGAGGAAGGUUAUUAAUAGCCCUAUCCUAGAAGAGAGAGCCGAGGCUCAGAAUCGUUAAGUGACUUGCCAAAAGCGAUACAGCUGGUAAGUGGCAGAUCUGGGGACACAGCCAGGUCGUGCAAGUCCAGUGCUCUCUCCAGUGGCCACUCUCAGGGCACAGACUACCUCAGAGCACAGUAUAUGCUUCACACACACUCGUGUGCCCUGCUCAAAGGCAGCCAGGGCAGUUCUCAUAGACCAUUAGAGACCUCAGGUGGCAAAGCCACGUGUGCCCGGUGCUGCCUUGCCAUCCUGCGUGCAGGGUCUGUGUCAUCCUGUGGGAAACUACUAGGCAUUCUAUCAUCUGAUCCGACAUCAGCACUGUGAUGAUGUCAGUGGGGGAAGGCCACCGCCAAGAACAAACAGCUGUGCCACCGAAGCACACUGCAGCAAAUUUCCCCGGAGACGGUUGGUUUACUUUACAUUAAGGGGAAAACUCUGGAACUGUGAGGUUCAGCAUAUCAACCAAGAUUGUAUCAUUUCGAAUGCGGCAGAGGGCAGAGGCGACUUGGUCCUUAAGACAGUCUCUCUCCCGGGGGUUACGAUUUAUGCCCCACAGAGAUGGAAAGUGCUGGAGGUAAGCAAUGCCUAUUAUUCUCCUUCUCAGUUCACAUUUAUUGAGGCCCCACAGAGUAUGUCACUGCACCAGGCAUUUCCCAACCACCUUACCAACCCAUGACCUUGAAAUGUCUGGGAGCAAAGGCAGCAGGACCGAAUGCAGCCUCCCUAUUUGGUGUUUGCCCUUUGGCAGAUGGGGCUUCCCAGGCCAUCGUGGUUUUGUGAUCUCUGUGUGCUUACUCGAGGGAGUUUGGUACUGUGUUGUCCCCAGGAUGCUCGCUUGUAAGCCACUGUGUAUAUUCUAGAAGCUACCCUACAUGGCAGACCAACAACCCACCAUUCCUUCCCUUGAGCUGCAUCUCUCAGGAAGAUGUGCCUUUUGAUGGGUGCUCUUAGGUUUUUAUUUCCUCCUAUUUCUCAUUAUAGUUGUUUGGCUUCAAGUUAAAGUCGGUGAACUGAUUGAAAGAUGUUCUCUCUUCAUCUGAGUUAAAUCUCCUGCAGGAAACCUUUAAAAUGAUCUCAUCUAAUAAGCCUUCUAGGCUUUUCCCUCCCUAGAAGCUACCAUCCAUCAAGCCACUCUCAGUGUCCCUCUGCUUAUUCCCUGGGAUUAAUGAGGGCCAAGUUAAGUCACAAAUGGCCUCUCACUCCUUUCCACACUUCACACCUGGAAUACAAAGGAUGUGCCAGCGGGGCCAGCAGGGUAGUACCCUUAGCGGAAAUGGCAACAGUCAGAGCUUAGAAAAAGGAGCCUUGUCUUCCCAUGAGGCUUGAUCAAUGCUCUGGCUGACGCAGUGGAGAGCAAUUCUUGUAGGAUAGAUGGAGUAUCUCCACCCAAGAGCGGGUGAAAGGAGAGAGAAGAAUUUUGAGAACUCUCGAGAAUUAUCUAGGUGAGUACACCUGGGUAGGGACAUCCAUGAGUAGAACCUGUGACAUCUCCUCAGCAGGAACAAAAGGGCAGGGAGGCAGUGAAGAUGAAGAAGCAGCCCUUUAAAAAAAAAAGAAAGGGAGUCACAAAUCCUGAUCUCCCUUUACAUAAUGUAAAGAAAAUUAUGAAUAAAACUUUUCCUUCCUCCAUUCUGCAUGAUACAGUCCUCCAUAUGUAGGGAAAACACAAUUGCGUUGUCUUUAAAACACACACCCGUGCACGUGCGUGCACACCCUCUCACACAUAUGCACAUACAAGCAUCUUCCAAGAAAGCUGAUCCUUCAAAAAAAGAAAUCUUAUUUUAAAACACUUGGGUUUUUCAGGCCGGGAAAUUAAUAAUUCCUAGACCUGACCCAUUUUUGUGGCUGCCAAAAAGGAAAAGAAAAAGCUCUUUAAAUUUUGUAUGGAUCCAUUUAUCUCUUAAAAUAUGCCAAAGCAAUUUGAGGUGGGGGUGGAAACGAAAGUAUUUAUCACUCCUGCUUGAUUCUCUCUUUACAUCUCUAUCUGUGGGGAAAAGGGUAAAGAUUCUUCCUGGGCCGUUGUUAUUGAUGCAUCGUGUUAUCACCUUGGAAGACGCCUGCUUGCUCCCUGCCAAGAGGAGAGUAUCACACUUGCUCUCCUAACUUCAUUUACUCUAUCACAAGGGAGUAAAUAUUAAGUCUGGAUGUCUUUCCUCACAAAAUUAUUUAAUGCCAUUUCUGAACUGCUUUAGAACAUGCAAAAAGGGGAGAGCUAGUUUUUCUUGGAUACAUGUCUCCUUUCUUUUCUUUCUUGGGAGACUUAAAUCUAAAGGGGGAAAAAAUCCAAUACCUUCUCAUCUCUUUUUCUCUGUGGGUGACAGCUGAUGAUCACUUAGGAACCAUAAGCCAGAAGUAGGAGAAGAGCAUAGCCGGGUUAUGAUGUAUCUGCCAACGUGUUUCAUUCCUUCAAACACAGACUUCAGAGGAAACGGGAUUCUUAGCAGUUAAAUGCCAACAAUAGAAAUGGCCUGAUUUUAAUUUCAAAUAGUAAAAGGCAAGUUGAUAUUUAGGCAAUGUUUGCAUUUUACUAACCCUUCUGCCGAUUUUUUAGAUGAAUGCCAAGCACAUCAGUGUAUCAGGGAGAAAUUGCCAGAAAGAGCCAAAGUGCCUUAGACCUCUCUCAUUAGGUUGAAGCUGGUAUGCACCCUACCAGCCUUCUCACUGCGCUGAAAUGUCAGAAUUGAGAUGCAUCCUUUGAGGAAAGAGACUUAGAACCCUGGAAGUUAAAUCCUGUCACCAGUACGUGUAGCAAAGUAGUUGCAAAAUCACGUUUCAAUGACUUUCUCCCUUUUACUCCCCAUCUAUUCUCUUGGGAAAGCUGAUAAGCAAAUUAUCCAAGAAUUAUUUCCUUAUUAAACAAAGUUAGAAUCUCCCCGCCCCCCCAAGUCUGAAUUCUCCCCUUGUUCUUUUUCAGGAAAUAUGAAAUAGCAAACAGAACUAAAGAUGCCACUUGAUUGUCUGAUCCUUUGGCAUGAAUAAAAUUAUCCUGUGAUUGAAUGUGCCUUAAGUGAAAAUUUAAACUUAGAUGCAGAAUUUUCACAGCUGGACGCCGUGUUAAUUUCUGCCAGGUUAUCUGUGCAGGGAACUACUUUGUUUUUGUUUUGUCUUUUAAACUCCACGUUUAUCAUUAGUUUAGCAGAUUUGGGGCUCUCUCUCUCUCUCUGCUGGGAAUAUGUGCAAUUGUGAGACGCACCCAAAAAAAAAAAAAAAAAAAGGAAGGGAAAGAACUUUCUGAGUGGCAAAUCUGUGCCAUGAAGGAGACGUGACAUGGAGAUGCAGAGCCCGAGGAUAGUAAUUUCUCGGAGCUGCACACACGAGCUUUUAUUUCAUGGCUUUGUCACCGGCUUUUCUCCUUCUGUGCCGUCACCUUUGAGAAAUACGAUGCCACCUUCUCCAAGUCUGCCUUUUUAACAGCUACAGUUGAGUUGGCAAGACUUCCCCAGCUCUGAAUAUAGCCAUUUGCCGACUCCGGCCUCUUUGCGAGACUGACUCAAAUCUGUGAUCUUCUGUUCAGCAUACACAUCAGCAAAGUGAGAAGAUGAGCACUAAAUAUAGGCUCUAUUAACUUUACUUUUAGACUUACUGCCUUCAAAAAGUGCCUAUUCUGAGAAACAUAAACGUUAUUCCUACAUAUGUAUGUACACACGGUACCCAGAGUCAUACUGUGCAGCCUUCAAAAACAUACCAUCUCGAAGAGUAGGUGCUAAGAUAAGGAACGCUUGCCAAAUGGAAGAAAGUCACUCAUUUCCAAUAUCCCCUCUCGAGUGGCACCGUGGAACAGGCUGCAAACACAUUCCCUGAGCAUUCCUUGCUGAUACAGCCACUUUAUAUUUAUAUCCGACUGGAUGGUGGCAUACUGCUGAGGCUUCCUGUACUCUGCUACCAGGGAGUAUAUGCUGCAUGGAAUUGGAAUAUUUAGUCAGAAAAAAAAAAAAAACCGACAUUGUUUAAGAGAAUUAAUAGAGCCCAGGAUCUGUAUUAGGAUAUGCGUCAUAUGUGUGUUUUAUAAACUAAGCAUUGGUGGGUUUAGAAUGUCAGCACAUUUUUUUCCUCCUUUUAUCUCACAGGCUAACAUCAGUGAAAAGGGAAGAAAAGUCUUGGCUGUGAGGAUUGGAGGCUCAGGGGGCCAAAUGUCCUUGCCAGAUCCUUAGAGCAUCUUUACUUUGACUCCUAAAAAUAGUAGCAUAUGUUAUCGAGUGGCUUUUGUUUCCAUAGUUCUGCCAUGGGCACUGCAAGCACAGAUCCUGCUGAUGGAGCAGCAGCACAGCCUAGACCGAAGGACUCUUAUCCAGGUGUGGCAGUAGGAGAGGGUCCAGGGAAAUAGGACGAGGUAGACCGUGCAUGAUUUUAGGAAAAGGGUUGAAGGGAGGACGUGCUUCCAAAAAAGAUCUUUCUCAAUGUGUCGUCUGACUCAACCAGCUGGCAAAUUACACUUGCCAAGUCGCUCUCUUUCCUUCUAAGUCAUUUGGCUCCAUGUUCAUUUGAAUACGCCUCUCCUUUGGGAAAGAGAGAUGCCUCCAGUUAGCCUCUCUCCAAGGAAGCUCUUGACGUCGUCUUGGUCACAAAGUUAUCUCCUGCCCCACCCACUUUCACCAAAAGGAAGUAAGGAGGGACGAGCUAUAGGAGACGGUUUCCAUGGCACUGCAGUCAGCCACCAUUCUGCCUUCCAUAUAAGGAGCCCCCCUACAUACACCAGGGAUGAGGCUGGAACAGAUUACUGUUGCAUAAUCUUGAGUGUGGACCACCCUGCUUUAGCUGUCAUUUUAUGAGACCAGUUGGCUCCUUGGAGAAAGAGUGAUACUCUUCACUAAAAAUGUCUACUCUUCCUGUUGACGUUCGUUUUCUGUUUUUACCUUAUCCAAUUUCAACACUAGUCAUUUUCUAUUUUUUAGAGAAUCAGAUGUUAGUGCUAGAUAAGGGUUGAAGAAUCUCUGUGUGGUAUCAGAAGAAGUAUUAGGAUACGGGGUUUUUCUCCUUGGGAACAAGAUAGAUGCAAGGAAAGAGACAAUAGAGCUCUCUGUCCAGGUUUCAACCUGAUGACCAUGACUAUGAGAGAUAGUUUUGUGUAAAUGUUAAGUGGUACUUACAAGUGGACAAAGAAAAGAGAAGGGGGAGACAGAGAGAGGCCAGAUUUUCUCUCUACUAGGAACAAGAACUUCAUGAGGUACAGCAUCGCCCCACCACGAUCAGCUGCUAGUCAGUAGAACAUUCCUUGACUUGGGGAAAGCCACAUGAAAACCUAGAGGGAAUAUGCCGUUUUUCACAUGUGUGCUACUGACAGAGCCAUGAUAUUCCUAAAAUAUAGGUUUCUCUUUCUUAUUUUAUUCUUAACAAAUCACAUUUCUCCACUACAUUAUGAACCAUCACUGACAUCCAAAAUAACCCACAUGAUUCCUUAUGAAAAUAAGAGCAUAAAACCUGUUAUAAGCAAGUGAUUUGGGUAUUUUCUUUGUAUUUACGUAUUAUCCAAUUAUAUGAAAACAUUUCUAUUUACCUUCUGUUUUUCUCAAUUAUGUUUUUCUAAUGCUCUUUAAGAAUGAAUAUGAAAAUGAUAUUCUUUUUUUCUGUAAAAGAACUGCAUCUCCUUUAUUAUAUUUAGAAAUCCAAUAAACUUCUUAUUACAUAUA